UUUAAAGAAAAUAUUUGCCAAACAUGCCAUAGGAAACCAUUACUCCGAUAUUUAAACCCACACAAACACCGUAUAAGUCGGGGAUGCCGGGAAAUCUUCUGCGCCGGCUCGCCGUCGCGACUACUCAGGGAGAUUUGAACAUGUAUAGAACAGUGGGGGUUUGUAACAGAGUAUAUAGUGUUGGUUUAUUUGGACAGCUGAAUAGAUGUUUUUCAUAUUCUGCGGUUGAUAUGGCUUCUAAAGAUGGGGAACUUAGGGUCUUUAUAGUUGCUGGAGAGGUUUCUGGAGACGCUAUCGGUGCUCGCUUGAUGGCUUCUUUGAAAAACCUCUCCCCUUUCCCGACACGCUUUGCUGGUGUUGGAGGGGUUAUGAUGUCCAAACAAGGGCUAAAAUCUAUAUUUCCAAUGGAGGAUAUAGCAAUAAUGGGGAUCUGGGAGCUAUUGCCACAUCUACACAAGUUUAGAGUUUGUUUGAAACAUACAGUCAAGGCAGCAGAGUUGUUUCAACCUCAUGUUGUAGUGACAAUAGAUUCGAAGGGGUUCUCAUUUCGUCUUCUAAAGCAAUUACGGGUUAGAUAUGCUCAGCAAGGAUUGGUUGGCCCUCCACAGUUCCACUAUGUAGCACCAUCAUUCUGGGCCUGGAAAGGUGGUGAAAAGAGACUUAGAGGGCUUGCUGAGUUUGUUGAUCAUGUUUUGUGCAUUCUCCCAUUUGAGGAGGAAGUUUGCAAAGUAAAUGGAUUACCUGCAACUUUUGUGGGCCACCCAACACUGGAAGAUGUUUUAGAGUUGAAGUUGGAAAGGAAUGAUGCAACUGAGUGGGAGGUUCUAGGAAAUGCCAAAAAAUUUAGAAGUGAAUAUGGAAUAUCCUCAGGAUCCACUGUUGUUACCCUGCUUCCUGGGAGCAGAUUACAAGAAGUUACCCGGAUGCUUUCUGUCUUCUCGAGCACUAUGGAAAUUCUGAAGAGCUCAUUUACAAAGUUGACCGCAGUAAUUCAUGUAGCACCUAACAGGAAUGUGGAAGACUAUAUCCGCAAAGUUGUUGAUGAGUGGUCUAUUCCAGUUGUAUUAAUUCCAGGGGAAAUAUCACGCGUCAAGUAUGACGCAUUUGCUGCUAGCAGAGUAGCAUUAUGUACGUCAGGGACAGUGGCUUUGGAGUUGCAGCUUGCACGGUUACCAUGCGUAGUUGCAUAUCGAGCGCAUCUAUUAACUGAGCUGUUCAUACGUUAUAAAGCUAAAAUAACACACAUCUCCCUGCCAAAUAUUCUUCUGGACUCGUCUGUAAUUCCUGAAGCUCUCUUCACAGCGUGCACUCCCUCAAAGCUGGCAACAUUGCUCAUGGACCUCAUAAACAAUCAAGCCUGCCGAGAAGAGCAGAUUGCUGCUGCUAAAAAGGUUAUUGAGUUAUUGCAUCCAGUGAAACGCCUUGAAUAUAUUAACUCAGGAUCUCCGCUGUUUUCUUACACACCAAGUUCUAUCGCUGCCCAUACUGUUUUACACACUCAGAGAAUUGUAUGAAUAGCAUCUAAUCGAUCAACUUCAAAGUACUGCAGCUGCUCAGAAUGGAUUCAAUACAACAGUUGGGCUGAAGGAGAAACUCUCUUGAAGGUCCAUUUUUGCAUUUUGUCUUGCUGAAAGGCACUUUAGUGGUCUGCAAGGCUAUGUAAAUUGUACUUCACAAACACAGUUGUUUCAAGACCUUCAACAUUUUUAUCGUUUGGAUAAUUAGCUACUCUGAAGUGCAGUAGCACAAAAAAUGAUAGAAUACUGCAAUAGAGCGAUCUUUGUUUUCAUAA
Messenger RNA from Daucus carota subsp. sativus, 1792 nucleotides. RefSeq names its product probable lipid-A-disaccharide synthase, mitochondrial. Gene Ontology annotation, molecular function: lipid-A-disaccharide synthase activity; phospholipid binding. The record is from RefSeq and is a predicted model, not a curated record. Gene Ontology annotation, biological process: lipid A biosynthetic process. The coding region runs from base 84 to 1514 and encodes 476 amino acids. Lineage: Eukaryota; Viridiplantae; Streptophyta; Magnoliopsida; Apiales; Apiaceae. The transcript is spliced from 9 exons.